AUGCAGAUAGCUUACUGGUGUAAGAACUAUAGGAUCGGAGCCCUCAGAUUCACCAAAUUAUGGCCAAGGCAAGCCUCGCGUGCCCAGUUUCCCACAAUGUGGAAUGGUACUUGUAGGAGAGCUUCUGGUGCAUGUUUCAAUUGUGGGAGCUUUGAUCUUAAAGUGAAGGAUUGUCCUAAUCCUAAUAAUGCUCCUUCCUUGAAAACUGAAGGCUUAGUUCAUAAGCCUUCUAUUAAUCCUCAUCAAACUAAUAGAGGUGCAACAUCUAAAAACAACCAAGCAGUAGGUGCAAGUGGAGCUAAUAAAGCUAGUGGACUAACGGCUACUACACGCGCUUAUGCUAUGAGGCAGAGGGAUUAUCUAGAUGGACAAGACAUGGUUGUCAGUAAAUUUCACUUAUUUGGCUUAUGUGUGUUUACAUUGAUUGAUCUUGGUUCUACACAUUCCUAUAUUUGUUCAGCAUUUGUUCUUCCUAAAAAUGUGAAAUCUGUGAGACUUAAUUAUGAUUUGUUGGUUGAAUGUCCUCCUGGUUAUCAAGUUGUGUGUGAAAGAUCAUUGACAUCUAGUAUUAAUUCUACGGCCUUGGCAAGAAAGUUGAUGCGUCAAGGUUGUGGGGCAUACCUUGCUCACAUAGUUGAUACACGGUUUAAGAGUCCUUGUAUCAAGGACAUACCUGUUGUAUGUGAUUUCCCAGAAGUCUUCCCCGAAAAUCUUCCUGGGUUGCACCCAGAAAGAGAGGUUGAAUUUCCAAUCGAUCUUAUUCCUGGAUCUACCCCUAUUUCUAUUACUCCUUAG
Messenger RNA from Solanum verrucosum, 795 nucleotides. RefSeq lists its product as uncharacterized. The transcript has 2 exons. The record is from RefSeq and is a predicted model, not a curated record. The coding region runs from base 1 to 795 and encodes 264 amino acids. Lineage: Eukaryota; Viridiplantae; Streptophyta; Magnoliopsida; Solanales; Solanaceae.